AUGGCUAAAAGUCCGCGUAAAAGUCCGCUUAAUUCUCGAUCAGUCAGUUCGUCACCUCGUUCACGAGCUGGACAACUCUCUCCGUCAUUGGAUCAAGAGCUUCCCAUUUUAAAAUCCUUGCUGAAGGAGCUACAAAGUCUCCGUGUGCGGAAAGAUAACAAGAUGCAUGUCCUACGGGAAAAUGAGCUGGACGCUUUGUAUUCUCUGUUGGUUUCCACAUGUCCUUCACUACAAAUGGACUGUCGACCGGAACGAAGCGCUCCUCAGUUGAAUAAGUAUCGUACGUUUGCACGACACUCGUCCGAGUCGAGAACCUAUGCCUCACAGCAACCACUCACUAGUGCCUAUGAACGUCGACAACGCUUAGCCAAUAUUGCACUCCCACGCAAACGCCCACCACCGCCCGGACGCUCAGUGCCAAAGGAUCGUGGAUGGCUACGUGCAACGCCUAUCUAUACUGGGCCGACAAAAAGUUCUAUUAUACCCCGAGCGAAUCACGCUCAUCUUCUACGAAUGCAGCAACUGCGCAAUAGCACACAAGCAAAACGUUCUUUGUCGCAAACGGACAGUCGACCAAAGAGUGUGAAUACCAUGGGGAAAAAAGCUUCUCACUCGAGGCAUUCCGCUUCUCAGUCGGACUAUUCUGAGGCAACAGAACCUACACAGAGUCAUCAGGGUCCACCUAAUCAAGCCAAAUUCGUUGCUGUGACGAGGGUGCUAAGCCGUCCGACUCGGGAAAAAGUGAACAGGCUCAACUCUGUCCCCGGGACCGUUUCCCUGACUCAGGUUCCCUCGGGGAUAGAACUGGUAUCGGAGAUCGCCAGACCUGUCAAUCCCCAGCUAGGUUGUUCUGAAAAUCAACCAGUCAGUACACUGCACGAACUCGAACCAGAUCUCACCGAACAUACACGUUCCGAAUCACGAGCUAGUCAGAUUGUUUCGCUUGUAUACGUAUCACGGGCUCGAACGACACCCAGUGUGAAAUCCUAUUCAACCGAGGAAGGGGAUCGAGCGGAAAAACAAAAUGACGCAUUACUGGUUGAAGAUGAAACAGAAGACAGCCAGAUAUCCGAGGAUCGAGAUGACCCAGGACCGGUUUCCAAGAAAAUUACCCCUGUCGCGCUACGUUUGACAAGCGAAGAGUACACCGAUCCUGAUCGUAAUUUGGUUUUGUCCAAAGCACACACGAUUGAAAACACAAUUUGCUAUUCCGAUCGAGUCGCUUCGACCACAAAUGAUGGGGUUCGUCGGAGCAGUACAUCAGUCAAUGCAUCCAGUUUGCCUGGGGGACCAGAGCAAAUAGAUCGGCAAAGCACCGUGCUGCAAACAGAAGAAGGAUCAAUUGAUGUCCCUCUAUCCCCAGGAGAACAGGAACGGAGGAUUCAUGGUAGUCCACAGUCAAAACUAAUCCAAUUACCAGAACUGGAAUUCCCGUCUAUUAACGACUAUUCUGAACAGGCCACGGACGGCGUUGACGAUUUGGAUAUUGAAGCAAUGCGUUCACGUGGGUCACGUGACUAUAUACUUGGAGGCACCAAAAUCAAGUGA
Echinostoma caproni is the source of this 1548-nucleotide messenger RNA. NCBI's taxonomy places the organism in Eukaryota, Metazoa, Platyhelminthes, Trematoda, Plagiorchiida, Echinostomatidae. The record is from the annotation of a GenBank genome assembly.